This is a messenger RNA of Penicillium salamii, 867 nucleotides long. Lineage: Eukaryota; Fungi; Ascomycota; Eurotiomycetes; Eurotiales; Aspergillaceae. The record is from the annotation of a GenBank genome assembly.
AUGCAGACACCCCUACCCCUCCCUGCCUUUUUCGUUUUUGACACAGUGCUUGUCUGGUUCGCCUUAAUCUCGUCUCUCUUCUUCUCCCGAUUUUGUCUCUCUCUUUUCCCGGAUCUUGUCUUUUUUCUUCUUUUGAUAUUUUCUAGAAUACUCCCGCAUUUUGUCUUUGUUCUUCUUUUGAUAUUCUCUAGAAUACUCCCGCAUUUUGUCUUUGUUCUUCUUUUGAUAUUCUCUAUUAUAUUUCUGCAUUUUGUCUUUGUUCCUUUUGUAAUAUUCUCUUCUUCUCUCCUUAAUCUUGUUUUUGUUCUUCUUUUGAUAUUCUCUCCAAUAUUCUUUCUUUUGCUUCUUUCUUUUGUCUUUGUUUUUUUUAUUAUAUUCUCUUUGAUAUUCUUUUCUAAUCUUGUUUUUGUUCUUCUUUCGAUAUUCUCUCCAAUAUUCUCUCCUUCUCUCUCGGAUUUUGUCUUUGUUUUUUUUGUUAUAUUCUCUUUGAUAUUCUCUAUUAUAUUUCUGCCUUUUGUCUUUGUUCAUUUUUCCAUAUUCUCUUCUUUUCUUAUUAAUUUUGUCUUUGUUCUUCUUUCGAUAUUCUCUAUUAUAUUUCUGCCUUUUGUCUUUGUUUUUUUUUCGAUAUUCUCUGUGAUAUUCCUGUAUCUUGUUUUUGUUCUUCUUUUUAUAUUCUCUUUGAUAUUCUUUUUUUCUUUCUAUUAUCUUAUCUUUGUUCUUUUGGUAAUAUUCCCCCUGCUUUUCCGUAAUUUUGCCCUUGUUCUCUUGGUACCACAUCAGGGAGGUCUCUCGUUUUCGUUUUCGAACUCGGUCAGAGGUUUCCAGAGAAUCAUCCAUGUGGAGGCUAAUCAGGCCAAGUGGCGUUAG